AUGCCUGGCAAGGUCGAGUUUUGGCUGCUCUUCAAUUUUUUGCGUUGAAAAAUUUUUCAGAAAUCGAAAAGUGGUGGCGGCAAAGGCGCAAAAUCGGUCAGCAAACACAUAUCAAGCAAAAUAACGACAAUUUUCAGAAAACCAAAGUUUCAAAAGGGAAAAUGGCUAAGAAAAGCAAAAACAAGGGAACAAAGUCGAAGGUCUCGAAAGGACCCAAAAACAAGAAUUCAAAGGUUUAACUUCACCUUUUUUAAAUAAGUUUUCGGCUUCAAGUGAAUGUUCAGAUGGCUAACAAGCGAGGAUCUAAGAACAAGCCAGCGAAGAAGAGCAAAGGGAACAAAAAGGUGGUCCCGAAUCGAACGAAUCGUUAUUGCUUUUGAGGUUCCUCCCAAGAAUAAGCCUGGUGCUGGAGCCGCCAGCGACGAAGGCAGCGAUGACGUCGAUUUUGAGGUUCGUGAUAAGUUAAAGAGCUGAGUGGAUCACAAUUCAAUGAGAAACUCAAUAAAAUGAUUGUGUUCUCACGUUUGAACGGGAAGUUUGAGGAGUUGGGUGAGACUUCACCCGAUGGCACGUCGAAACCUGCCAAAAGCUCCAACGAAAACCAUUCGGAGAAGUUACAGGUGACUCAUGGUUUUAUACCCAGAAAACACGUUCCGAAAUUCCUAGCCGAGCGCUGCAGAAAUUGAAGAUGAACUGGACGACGAAGACGGUGAUGAGAAUCAGGAGCCUUCGCAGAACCCUGACCGAAUAAGGAGCGGGGAGAAAAACAAGCAUCAGUCGCCGGACAACGAGGACGACAAAAAGGACAACGAGAAGGUACAAAACGAGCCUACCUGAAGUCUUCCUCUCUUCCUCUUUUUUUCGAUUCCAUAAAGCUUUGUUCUGUUCUUUUCGAGAUAUGCAGAUUUCUGCUGACAAAUUUCUCUCCUUCAGGAACUCGGGUCUCUGAAAUGUUCGGCAUGUUCAACGACGGAUGAGGUUCAUCUUUUAGUUUCCUAGAAAAACAACAAUCUUGUUCAAUUUGGGCGGUAGAACGGUUACGUGUGGCGUUUAUGUUAAGAUUGAACUUAGAACCCCUUUUUCUCCUUCUUUGAUAUCAAGGAGACGCUCCAACUUAUUGAAACACAUUUAGAGCGAGAACAAGAACCUAAAAAGCAUUCUAUCUUUACUUUUCACCUGAUUUUUCAAGAGUUGAAAGCUUUUGAAGGUGAGAAUUGUCUUACGUCAAUGCGGCCACGUGACAUGCGUCCCUUGUGCACUGAACUAUCUCAAGGUCUGACUAGAAUUAGUUAGCAAUUUUCUCUUUAUGUAUAUUAAGAUGAAAAUUCUGGUGGAGGGAUCGGCCAGAAUAAAAUGUCCGAAGGAAACGUGCAAACUUCGGCUCCAUGAAAACGACGUCAAUGCUCUUCUUGAUGAGAAAGAAGUAGUUCUCAACCUUUCCUCUAAAAAAAAUCAUCUUUGCAGCCGGCUCUAGACGACUAUAUGCCAAGAGAGCAUCGCAUAUUCCUUCAGUAUAAACACAACAAACACUCAACUUUUUGCGCUAUUCCGCAAAUUAUCAAAAGAUGUCCUUUUUGCAAGGUUGUGAGAUUCAUGAAAAAAGUUCAACUAAACGAAAAUGCCCCAUGCUGGAAUCGAACCAGCGACCUUCUGUUUACAAGACAGACGCUCUGCCACUAAGCCAAUGAGGCGCGCGGCAGAGAGUAACUAGACAGCCAACUAGACAGCGGCGCAAAAGAACGUCAAGGAGGGAAGUCUGACUCUGAGAUUCGAAAGUUAGGAACUCGCAGAAUCAACAUGUAUAAAUCAGAAAGAAAAUCGAUUGAACAGGAAUUUAGAAGAAAAUCAAUUGAAUUUAGUCUGUUCCGGUUUUAAAUGUCCAGCAGCUAUAGCUGUAAAGCUUAUAACUCCGCCCCUACUGGCACAGUCUCUUUUCGCUUCGAUUUUUUAUCGCGCGGGAUGAUUUUUGAUUUUUUUUUUGUUCCAUAGUCUGUUCCGAUUUUGAUUGUCAAGCAGCUAACUCCGCCUCUGCUGAGACGGUACCUUUUCGCGUCGAAGUUUUAUCGCGCGGGACUAAUUUUGAUCUUUUUUGAUCUAAAAGAUAGAAAAAUAAGUCAAAAAUGCAGCCAUGUUAAAGUUUUAUCGUCAUCUGCGAUGAAAUAUUGACGCGAAAGAUAUUGUAGCCUUGGGGGUAGAGUUAGCUACUUGGCAUUCAAAAUCUGAACAGAAAAUAGGAAUUCAGAAUUGUAUCUUCUUCUUAAACUCUCGUCCACAAACCGUUUGUGACAAACGUAAGUUGCAGUGGGACCUUCUUGAUCGGAAAUAUAGGUGUUUAUAAUAAGUUUGAGAAUUAAAUGAGGGUUUGUUCGUAAUUUAAGCCCAGUUUUUAAAGAACUACACCGGUAGAAGUGAUCACAAAGCGGCUUAUUUAUCCGCAAAAAUUUAUUCAGGCGCAGAGAUCGUUAAAGCUUUUACAAUAAAAUGGAAUAAAAACUUUCAUUCUUAAAAAAAUUCUAUUUGCGGCGCUUUCUUACAUUCAAAUUUUCGCAUCAUCUUUUUUUUAAUUUUCGGACUUCUAGUUUUCUUCAACUUGAAGACUUCAAGUAUGCAAAUGAAUAAGAGGCUUUGAUGAAAAAAAAUGUGUGACCUUCUUCUCUGCGAAACUUGAAAAAGUCGUAGAGGAUUCUGAAGAAAAGAGCCAUUUUUCAUUUCAAGAAAAAUUCCAGUCGUUAUACACACACGAAGAAGGCUGCAACUACGUGAGGUGCGCGAAUAAGGCUUGUCGGACCAAUUUCUGCUGGCCUUGCGGCAAUCCGAUCGGCCUUCCAGUCAGCCACUACACCUACGGUAAGUGAGGUCGAGUUCGGUCAGGUACGGCUUCAGCUUCUUCUUGUCGCCUUGGCUACAAGGACCUCGAGAAAAGUCUUUAUCCGCUUCGGAUGCUCAUCGAGGUGCACAUUGUCGCGCUUGUCAUCGGCUUCCCUGCCGCCGUCCUUUUCUGUUACUUGGCAUGCUUCUUCUCAUGCGAUCACCUCCUUAUAUGUUUUUUUCAACUUCAGUACAUCCCGAUGUUGGUUUUCGUUGCCGUGCCAUACAGUCUGAUGCGUCAAGCGUGGCUGGACGCGACGGAACGGACCGACUUGCUGACGCCGGCGGAGAAGGCCAUUCUUCUCUUCAAAGUGAGCUGCUGCGGCUAGAUUUCAGACUCAGCGGUUUUAAGCUCACGAUGAAGCUUCUCACCGGCCUUCUCAUUGCCAUGCCCAUCUCCCUCGGAAGCUUAAUCUCCUCUCUAUUUCUCCUCAGCCUCUAUAGUUCCAUUUUAAUCGUCAAAAUGUCUCCCUACGGCAACGUAAGAUUCAAAAUUUCAUCUUACUGUGUUGACUCCUUGUCUAACUGAACUAGUUGCAGAGCAGAAGAAAGUAUGAGAGAGUGCUUUGCGUGGUCCGAUGGGUAGGGCGGCUCUUCAGGAUCGGCCCCUAUGGCGAGCUUCUCAAGGAGGCUGAGAAAAACAGAGAGGAGCUGCACAAGAGGUUCGACCAGUGCAACGACUCGAGCGAACGCGGCAAGAUCACUGGUUCAAUUAAAUUUACCAGGGAAUUCCUACCUCAUUUAUUUCAGACCUCGAAUCUGGUUCUUCUUCGAACGGCAAAAAGGCCUCUUCUGCCAAAGCCGAAAAUGACUACGUUGUCAGAAUUGGAGACAAGAAAAAUUAG
Molecule: messenger RNA, 3713 nt
Organism: Caenorhabditis auriculariae
Lineage: Eukaryota; Metazoa; Nematoda; Chromadorea; Rhabditida; Rhabditidae
Source: the annotation of a GenBank genome assembly